UCAGCGCAAACGACGCAGGGAAGAAGAACCUUCCUGACGCGUUAGUUCCUGGUGGCAUUAAAAACAUUUAUUUUUCACGGUUUGCCUUCGCAGUUAAUCGCUCUCUGUCGCAAUCCCGUUACGAGUUGGGUGUUCUUCGUUCUUCGGAGCAGUAUGUUGAGAGGGUUCGGGACGUGGCUGGGUCUGGAGAAGACGCCAGAGGAGAGGGGCAGAGAAGAAGAAGAGCAGGAAGAGAAGGUGGUGGAAGCCCAAAACGAGGUAAACAAACAGCAAGCAGCUGAGCAGGAGGAUGGGACAGCAGAGACGAAAGAGGAGACCCCUGACCACGGCCAAGGACUCGGUGGCUUCAUCUACAGUUUUGCCUCCAGCGCCACCAAGAAGCUGUCGGAGUCUGUGGCGGAGACGGCCCAGAGCAUCAGGAAGAGCGUGGAGGAGGGGAAGAUCGACGGCAUCAUAGACAAGACUAUUCUGGGGGACUUUCAGAAGGAGCAACAGAGGUUUGUCCAGGAGAAGAAGGCCAAAAGAUCAGAAGCAGCGGUGCCUCCCUGGGUGGGCUACAACGAGGAGGAGACCAUCCAGCAGCAGAUCCUGGCUCUGUCCGCUGACAAGCGGAACUUCCUGCGGGACCCUCCGGCCGGUGUCCAGUUCCACUUCGACAUGGAGCAGAUGUACCCCCUGGCUGCCACCAUGCUGGAGGAGGACCAGCUUCUGAACCGCAUGCGCUUCGACCUGGUCCCCAAGCAGGUGAAGGAGGAGGUGUUCUGGAGGAACUACUUCUACAGGGUGUCUCUGAUCAAACAGUCGGCUCAGCUCACGGCGCUGGCCGCCCACCAGCAGCAGCAGCAGAAGGACGCCGAAGAGGGCGGGGCCAGCGUCUCCCCCGACGACAGCGUCUUAAAAGACAACGUCAGACCCAAGACGCCUCCAGUCUCCAUCGGCGACAUGCAGAAGGCCCCUCAGGAGGAGGAGGAGGAGAUUUCAACCAGCCCUGGAGUCUCGGAGUUCGUCAGCGACGCCUUCGACUCGACGGAGAUCAACCACGAGGACCUGAGGAAAGAGAUGGAGCAGCUGGUGCUGGACAAGAAGGACAGCCCCCCCUCUGCCGACGAUGAGCCAGCAGACUGGGAAAAAGAGCUGCAGCAGGAGCUCCAGGAGUACGAGGUGGUGACCGGGUCGGACAGCAAGGACGACCAGUGGGACCAGGAGAUCGAGAAGAUGCUGCAGGCGGAGGACAGCUAGGAGACGGCGCCGGACGCACUGUGGCGCAGAGGCAGGGAGCGGUGACGCGCCAGAGCCACAAAGUCCUCUCUCCUUACGCAGUCAAGCUGAUCCAGCUGUAGCAGCAGCAGUGUGUCUGCUGGAGGCGGGGGGGGGGGGGGGGGGGGGGUAUAUUAAUGAAGUACUACUUUCUCAAUCAGUUUCAUCUUCUCCUUUUCCUCCAGCCUCUGUCUUUCCAUGGGUACAUCCUCUAGGGGGAGCUGUCGUACAGCUUCCAUCAGCCUCGUACAGCGGGCCCAUUUCACGGCAGGCAUUACCACUGAGAGUGGGACAUGGAGCAACCGUACAGGGCCAUGAAUCACAGCCGCUCCCCGCUUACAGGAAGCCGUGCAGCUUUGCACGGCUGCAGAAGUAGAACAGAGUCGUCGUUAUCAGACCCGCUCGUUCAAGUCCGAGUGUCUGCCGUGAAAUCGGCCUGCUAGCUCGUACAGUCGUGUGUUGCACAGUAAAGGCGGUCUGAUGUAAAAUGAAAGGCUAUGUAUGUAAAUAAAGACAGCUGGAACACUAGACUGCAAGUUAGCUUUUCUUGGUUGUGAAAUAAUGUUUUCUCGCCUCACAAGUUGCAUUCAGUGUGUCUCUGUGGCUGGAAAACUGUACUUUCUGCUGUGAUUUUUCUUACUUUCUUUGCAUUCUUUAAUAAACAGUAAUGUUAUUUUAGACCAAACCGCCUCAGACUUAUGCUGGGGGAAAACAAAUCUGCAUUAGAACUUUUUGUGCUGACAAUCCAUAAAUAUCUGGACAGAGA
This is a messenger RNA of Fundulus heteroclitus (mummichog), 2023 nucleotides long. RefSeq names its product synapse associated protein 1 (gene syap1). Lineage: Eukaryota; Metazoa; Chordata; Actinopteri; Cyprinodontiformes; Fundulidae. The record is from RefSeq and is a predicted model, not a curated record. Bases 154 to 1239 code for a protein of 361 amino acids. The transcript has 9 exons. Gene Ontology annotation, cellular component: synapse; cytoplasm.